AUGGCCAAUCGCGGAAAGACUCUUGAUGAGAAGGUCUUUAGUAUUAAAGACCUGAAGGAGGAAGCUUCCAAGAAGCUUCCUCGGGCGUACAAAGAAUUCUUUAAUGAAGGAGCUAUGGACAUGAUAACAGUGCGGGACAAUGAGGAGGCCUACAAUCGCUACAAAAUCAGACCUCGGGUCCUCAGAGAUGUGUCCAACAUUGACACAUCCACCACCAUCUUUGGCGUGAAGGUGGCGCUGCCUUUCGGAUUCUCGCCUGCAGCAACUCACAAGUUGGCGCAUCCGGAGGGCGAGGUAGCCACAUCCCGAGCUGCUGCGGCGGCUGGCAUUCCCAUGGCACUCUCUGCGUACGCCACUUCUCUUGAAGAUGUCAUCGCGCAAGGCCAGGGGAACCCAUAUAUCAUGCAGUUUAGUAUCCUGAAGAAUCGAGAAAUCACUAGACAGAUCCUCCAGCGGGCGAAGCAGGCAGGAUACAAGGCCGUCAUGAUGACGGUGGACGCGCCGAUGCUUGGACGUCGCUUGAAUGAGUACAGGAACGCCUUUGGCCUGCCAGAAGGAAUGGGGUAUCCCAAUAUUGCCCCAGGAAUGGACAUGAGAAAUCUCGUCGAUCAAGGUCUUGACUUGACAUAUGAGGACGGUAUGAAUUGGGAGCAGGCCCUCAGCUGGAUAAGGGAGAACACCAAGCUGGAUGUAUGGCUCAAAGGAGUAUACACCGCCGACGACGUUGCACUGGCCAUCAAGCACGGCGUGGACGGUGUGCUCAUCUCGAACCAUGGCGGCCGGCAACUUGAUGGCGUUCCAGCUACUCUCGAUGCCCUGAGAGAAUGUGCCCCUAUCGCAAAGGGGAAGAUCAAAAUUGCAGUUGACGGUGGUAUCCGACGAGGCACUGACAUCUUCAAAGCUCUUGCCCUCGGUGCGGACUUCUGCUUCGCAGGACGAGUUCCCAUCUGGGGAUUGGCAUACAACGGAUCUGAAGGUGUGCAGUUGGCAGUCAAUCUGCUUCAUGAUGAGUUGAAACUAGCUAUGUGUCUUGCUGGAUGCAAGACUGUCAAAGACAUCAACAAGGGACAUCUAUCACUCCUUCAAGCCAAUGGAGUCUUAGCAAAGUUGUGA
Molecule: messenger RNA, 1113 nt
Organism: Colletotrichum siamense
Lineage: Eukaryota; Fungi; Ascomycota; Sordariomycetes; Glomerellales; Glomerellaceae
Gene: FUB8-1
Product: Oxidase FUB9
Exons: 8
Coding region: 1-1113 (370 amino acids)
Molecular function (GO): oxidoreductase activity; FMN binding
Source: RefSeq, a predicted model, not a curated record